GCCACUUAGUCCGCCCCGCCGCCUCCGCGAUGGCUCCCGGCGCCACCCAUCCUGGCCAGCUUGCGCUCCUGGCCCUGCUCCUGCCCCUGCUUGGGGCUCUGCUCCCAGGGCUUGGAGGUGCUGAAAUCUCAAUGUGGCCCCUAAACACCAUCAUACCCAAAGGAGGCUCCAUGAAGGUGAACUGCAGUGUUGCCUGUGAUGGAAACAUCACCAGCUUUGGCCUAGAGACUCACUGGCACAAGACUGAAGUGGACCACAGAGACAAGUGGAAGAUUUUUGAACUGAGUAAUGUGGAAAACGAUGGCACUCUACUCUGCCAUGCAGUAUGUCAGGGAAACCAGACACAAGUUCAAGGGAACCUCACCGUAUACUGGUUCCCGGAGUAUGUGAAACUGGCUAACUUGUCGUGGCAGCGCGAGGGCCAGCACUUCAACCUGAGCUGCCAAGUGUCAGGCGGCGCACCCCGGACCAACCUCUCUGCGGUGCUGUUCCGGGGGGAGGAGGAGCUGUUCAGGCAGUCAGUGGGGAUGGAGGAGCCUGCCAAUGUCACGUUCCGGAUGCUGGCCAGCAGAAAGGACCACGGUGCCAAUUUCUCUUGUCGCACUGAGCUGAACCUGCAGCCCCAGGGGCUGGAACUGUUUUGGAACAGCUCGGCCCCCUUGAAGCUCCAAACUUAUGUCCUGCCAGCCACCCACCCACACCUUGCUACCCCUGAGCUUGUGGAAGUGGGCACACCCGUUUCUGUGAACUGUUCCUUGGAUGGACUGUUCCCAGCCUCAGAGGCUACGGUCCACCUGGCGAGGGGGGACCACAGGCCGCCACUAACAAUCACGCAUAAUGGCGACUCCCUCCUGGCCAAGACCUGGAUCAAUGGAACCGAGAAGGAGCAGGGCACCCAGUACCUGGUAUGUGAGAUAAUGCUGGCAGACGAGAAGGUGGUGACAAAGAAGAAUGUGACCUUCUACAGCUUCCCACCUCCCAACCUGACCCUGAGCGAGCCUGAGGUCUCAGAAGGGACUACAGUGAGCAUAGAGUGCCAGGCCCACGGUGAAGCUGUGGUGACACUGAACGAGGUUCCAGCAGAGACCCCCAGCCAGAGGGCCCAAUUGAAGCUGAAUGUCAGCGCUGAGGACCAUGGGCGAAGCUUCUCCUGCUCUGCUGCCCUGACGGUGGCUGGGCAUGUGCUAUACAAGAACCAGACCCAGGUGCUCAGUGUCCUGUAUGGACCCCGGCUAGACGAGAGGGAUUGCCCAGGAAACUGGACGUGGCCAGAAGGCUCCCACCAGACCCUGACGUGCCAGGCCAGGGGGAACCCAACCCCCAAGCUGAUCUGUCGCCGGGAAGGGGACGGGGCUUUGCUGCCCACCGGAGACCUGGGGCCUGUCAAGCGGGAGAUUACAGGCACCUACCAAUGUCAGGCCACCAGCUCUCGCGGUGUGGCCACCCGAGUCGUGGUCGUGAACGUGAUCCACAACCAGAAUAACAUGGUCAUCAUCAUUCCGGUGGCAGCCGUGGCUAUCUUGGGCAGUGUUGGCGUCGCCGCUUACAUCUAUAACUACCAGCGGAAGAUCCAGAAGUAUGAGCUACAGAAGGCCCAGGAAAAUGCAGCCAUGAAACUUAGCACACCAGCCUCGCCGCCUUGAACCUGAUCCAGGGCAGGACCUCCUCAGCACCCCCUCCCACACUGGGACGAGCGGGGCUGCAUCAAACAAUGGUGGUCAUACACCAUGGAAGCUGUACCCACCUUCCCAGGAUGCCAGAGGACAGGAUAGAGGCCUCAGUCAGGAUACAGACAGCAUCUGGUGUCAUGACACCUGCGUACUUAUGACCCCACCCCCAGGCCUCACACCUGACCUGUAGCCACAGCACUGAGCCAGGAGGAGGGGGUGAGAUUCAACAUGAUUGUGAGGGGUGUCGAAGUCUGACCUGACCAGAAGGUGUGUGAUGGAAUCCUUGACCUCCAACAUGGAAACACACAACUGGGAAACAUUGAAACUCACCCACCGCUGCAUGUGCUGAGGUCCUGCAGUCCUAAGAGACAAGUGGCCCUGCACAGACACGUGCAGUAUUGAAACACAAGUCUCAACACUUUCUCCGACAGAUGCCCGGUUCCGGCACUGCUGUCUGCUGACUAUCCCCAGCUCCUGAUGAUGACAUAUUUAUUCAUUUGUUCUUCUACCAGCUAUUUAUUGAGUUCCUUUUACAUGGGCUGGAGUGGUAAACAAGGAUUUGCUUCUCAGUCUAAUCUCAUUCAGGGUUGCCAGGUACAGUUGUAGUGGCUGUGCACUGCACAAGAGUGCCUGAAGGAAGUUCUUGUGUGGUGCAGUGGGUGAAGGAUUUGGCAUUGCCACAGUUGUGUCACAGGUUGCAGCUGUGGCUUAGGUUCGAUCCCUGGCCUAGGAAUUUCCAUAUGCUGUGAGUAUGGCAAAAAAAAAA
This is a messenger RNA of Sus scrofa (pig), 2436 nucleotides long. It is a transcript of the gene ICAM1, whose product is annotated as intercellular adhesion molecule 1. Gene Ontology annotation, cellular component: plasma membrane. Lineage: Eukaryota; Metazoa; Chordata; Mammalia; Artiodactyla; Suidae. Gene Ontology annotation, molecular function: integrin binding. Gene Ontology annotation, biological process: cell-cell adhesion. The record is from RefSeq and is marked provisional.